Solanum dulcamara is the source of this 588-nucleotide messenger RNA. RefSeq lists its product as uncharacterized. The record is from RefSeq and is a predicted model, not a curated record. The coding region runs from base 1 to 588 and encodes 195 amino acids. NCBI's taxonomy places the organism in Eukaryota, Viridiplantae, Streptophyta, Magnoliopsida, Solanales, Solanaceae. The transcript is spliced from 2 exons.
AUGGUGCGAAAUCCUAGUAAAGAUGGCCAAUGCAUGGCAAUGACAACAAGGAGUGGUAAGGUACUUUCUGACCUUGUUAUUGUAGGUACUGAGCAAAUGAAGGAUACAACUUCUGAGAUUGAUGAACAUGCACGGAGACAUAUCUAUAAGAAAGUUGAAGCAAAGGUAGAUCAUCCAUUGCCACCUCUUCAUAAGCCGCCACCACUAUUUCCCCAAAGACUAAAGAAAAAGGCUGAGGAUGGAAAGUUUCUGAAGUUUAUUUCUAUGCUUAAGGAGAUAUCGGUCUAUAUCCCAUUGGUGGAAUCACUAGAGAAAGGGCCAGGUUAUACCAAGUUCAUGAAGGAUUUAGUUACAAAGAAGAGAACAGUCUCUUUUGAGACAGCCGACAAUCUACAUCAUUGCAGCGCCAUUGUUACAAUGUCCUUGGUUGAAAAGAAAGAAAAUCAGGGCGCAUUCACCAUACCUUGCACAAUUGGUGAUUUUGAUUUCGCAAGGUCUCUAUGUGAUUUGGGGGCUAUUAUCAACCUUAUGCCGCUAGAUAUCUACAAACAGUUGGGCUUGGGUGGCCCUAAAUCGACUUCUAUGUGA